AUUGGUCAGUCGACACAAAUUGAUGUAGAUUUACUGAAUUUAAAUCUAAAAUAAUUUGCAACUCGUAAUUCAUAUUUAUGAAAAUUAAAUUAAUAUUUACAUGAAGUGAUAUUUAUAGAGCAUUGCUUUUUGUUUAAAGUAGAAAACAUGGAGAGAUAUUCUCUCAUUUAAUUCGUGUUCCUUCCUACUUAACAUAACCUAAUUCAUUUGUAAUCAAUGAUCAAGAUAAACAAAUAUUUUAAAUGAUCACUGAAAUAUCAUUUUCUUAAAUUCAAAUACGCUAGAGAAACUCUAGCAAUUUCGGUUGCAGUUAUAAUGAUACAACAAAAAUAAGCAUGUUUUAAAAGAAUGUCAAAUAUUUAUUGAUAUAAACAAAAUGAGUGAAUUUAAAUUACAUCAUUUAGUGGUUGAAUUAAUUGAAUUACUCGGAUCAUCAUCUGCACCAGAAAAACAUGUAGAGAAAUUACAAAAAGAAGGUAUACCAACGAGUGCAGGUGCUUUAGCUAUUGUUGCAUCACAAAGUUCUAUUCGUAACUUAGCAAAAAAGUCUCCUGUUCCUGAAUUAUUUCUUCAAAAAUAUGAAGAAUUAAAAGCAAAAAAAAUAGAUUUGUUAGGUUUAUUCAUUCAAUUAUUAGAACUUAUAUCUGAAGAUAAAGAAUUAAAGAAUUAUUUGGCUAAAGAAGCAUCAAAUUUAUCAUCAAUUUCUACAAAAAAUGCUGCUAUUACUACGGAGGAUUUACCACAGAUUUGUAAAAAUGUGAUUAAAGCCGCUGUGGAAGGAGAAAAAAAAUUAAAUAAACAAGUAUGUGCAAUUACAAAGAAAACAGAAUCAUCUGUUAUAAAACAUAAUUGGGUUUAUGAGAGGCCUAGAAUAACAUGGGAUUUUUAUAAUGAAUCAAAUGUGAUGCCAUGCCAAAAGGUUGUACCAAUAGUUUCUCAAGAAUCUAUAUUACUUUGGGAUAUCUUAUAUUGUUUGAAAGGUAUAGAUGGAACUUACAUUGUUUCUGAACCUUUAAUAAGCCCACAUGCAGUGAAGACAUUUAAUAUAUCUCCAGAUGUUUGUAUAUCUUACAAACAAUUGACACAACAAAUAUUACCUCUUGCAUCACAUUAUUCUAUGACAGCUAGAUUUGUCGAAGAAAAGGUUUUAGCAGAAGAUGGUCAAGUAAAUCAUGCUUUGAGAGGAGCUAUAAAAAGUUUACUAAAAGAUUAUUUGUUAUUUGUUGUACAGUUGGAAAUGGAACAUGUACGAGGAAAAUUAAAUUUGCAAAAAUUGUGGUUUUAUAUUCAACCAACUAUGAUCGCAAUGUCUAUUCUUUCUCAAAUUACAUCGACUAUAUGUAAAGCGAAUGCAAAAGGUGGUAAAGUGCUCAGUCUUUUGCAUGAACAAGCAAAUAAUAUUAGUGGAGAAGCAAAGUUUAAAGAAUUAUGUUUGUUCCUUAUACAAACGGCAAGUGUUCCAUACAUGCAAAUAUUAGAAAAAUGGGUAUAUAAAGGAGUGAUAUGUGAUCCAUAUGAAGAGUUUUUUGUAGAAGAUAAUGAAUUAAUCCAUAGAGAGGAAUUACCUAUAGAUUAUUCUGCAGAUUACUGGGAAAAAAGGUACACUAUGAGACCAGAAAGAACUCCUACAUUUCUUAAUGAGCAGGCACAAACAAUUAUGAGAUCUGGAAAAUACUUUAAUGUAAUAAGACAAUGUGGUAAAAUUGUUCAAUGGGGAAAACAAGAACCUUUAAUUUAUCAACAUCAAGGACAAAAAUAUAUAGCUACUAUUGAUAGAGCAUAUUCUGAAGCUGCAAAGACCUUAUUGGAAGUUCUUAUUCAUGAAAAUGAUUUAAUGGGUCGGCUUCGUAGUGUAAAAAAUUAUUUUCUUCUUGCACAGGGAGAUUUUGUAGUUCAAUUUAUGAAUCUUUGUGAAACUGAAUUAAAUAAAAACAUGUACGAUAUUGUUAUUCAUCGAUUAGCAUCUCUUCUUGAAGUUGCAUUGCGUAUGUCUACUGCAGAUUCAGAUCCAUACAAGGAUGAUUUAAAACCAGAACUUUUACCUUAUGAUCUUCAAUUUCAAAUGUUUAGAAUACUUUCUAUCCAAACUAGAGAAGAAAAAGAGUACUCUUCUCAAACUGAUAAGACCUUAACUGGUUUGGAAGCAUUUGUAUUUAAUUAUGAUGUUAAAUGGCCUGUUUCUUUGAUACUCAACAGAAAAGCUAUAGCUUGUUAUCAAAUGCUGUUCAGACACUUAUUUUAUUGCAAAUAUAUUGAAAGACGUUUGUGCAGAGUAUGGGUAAGCAAUAAAAUUGCAAAAACUUUUACUCAUAAUGUAGCAAUGUCAUAUAGACAAGCUUUUUCUUUGAGACAAAGAAUGCUGGAUUGCAUUCAACAUUUAGCAUAUUAUAUGAUGGUUGAAGUUAUAGAACCAAAUUGGCUUACUUUUAUAAGUAAAAUGAGUAAGGUCAGCAACGUGGAUGAUGUCUUAAGUGUACAUCAAGAUCUGCAAGAUAGUUAUUUGAAGGAGUGCAUGUUAACAGAUCCUGAUCUUUUGGGUUGUAUAACAGGCAUUUGUUCUGCUUGUCUUGAGUUUUGCAAUUUUAUGGAGGACGAAGAUGGAGAUAUGUACAAAGAGAAUGCAGUCAGUUUUGAAGAAACUAUCAUAUCGUUGGAUGAGAAAUUUACUCAAGUAUUAAUUCGUCUUUUAGAUAGAAUAUGUGAUUUAGGAUGUGAUAACAACAAUGAAAAACUUCUUAAUGUCUUUUGUAGGUAAGUUUCAUCGUGGAAUUCAUAAAUAUUUGUACUACAAGAUAUGCAUAAGAAAUGCAGUACCAAUGAAUAAAGUAAAUAAAAAAAUAAUAAUAAAUAAAGUAAUAAUAAAAGAUUUAUUAUGAAAAAAUAAAUAACAAUAAAGAAUAAAAUGUUUUUGAGAAAAAUGUUUUAUUCUUUUAUUAAAAAAAUUACGAAGUACUACAUAUUUUGUGCUUUAUAUUUUAUAUGAAUAAAAUGUAAAAAAAUGAAACUCUUCAACAUUGUCAUUAUAUUUUAUUGUUUUUUUUAAUUAGGCUAGAUUUCAAUUUAUUUUAUACUGAUAUUUUGAUACGACGUGGAAGAGAAAAGACAAUGCAAGAGGAUGUUUCUGGUUAAAUACUCAACACUCAGCAGAAGAUUAUACAGCCAUAGGUAUAUCCGUAGCUUCUGAUUAAUCUAACAUUGUAGAGUUACAUAUUUUGCAUAAUAUUUAUUUCAAAUGUAACGGCGAUUUGAAAAGAUCGUUGAUAGAUAAUAUAUAAUAUAUCAAAUCUAUUAUUCGAUCAGUCUAGAAUCUAUAUUGAUCCUUAAACUUUUCAAAUCGCCGUCAUAUAGAAACGUCCACAAAAGUUAAUAGUAUAGUAAUUAUAAAAUAGGUGAACAAAAUUUAAUUUAUUUAUGCAUUACAUGUUUCAUUUAAAUUAUUUAAAUUCACUUUGAAUGAAUUUUUUGAAAAUCGUGUAAAUCACUAAAAUAAAGACUAUUUUGUACACUUAAAAAAUAAAAUAUAUUUUAUAAACAUGAAAAAAGAUUUACAAUCUAAUAAAAAAAUAUUUUUAUAAUAAUUUUAUUUUUGAAGAAUAAUCUUUUAUAUUUAACAAAUGUUAAAUCUUUUAUAUUUAUAACAAGUGAAGAAAGUUUAAAAACUAUUUCGACGUGUUAUUAAAAAGGCAAUAUUUAAUCCAUUCAGCCUAAAUUACGAAUCAGAUUCGUGCACUUGAUGUUACUCUAACUCGUACUUGUCAAUCUUAGACAAUUUUAGAUAUUUUUAGUAGAUAUUUGUAAAUAUUUAUAUGUACCAAGAGGAAAAUAUAUAUACGAUUGUAACACUCGUAAUACUAAUCUCAUUUUAUGAAGUAAAACGUCUGCAGUUCGUCCACCGCAGAAUUUUUGAAGAUUGGAUUAAAGCUAUAUGAUUCAGUCUUAAUAUUGACUUUACAAAAGCGCUUUUAAUCAUGUAUAAAAGAUGUUGACCAAUUUUACUAAAUAGUUUAUUAAAUAUAAUAAAAAUAUUACAACAAACAUAGAUAUAAAAAUACAGUCCUUUCAAUAUAGUUACAGCUAAAAAUUAACAUGUUCAAUUGUUGUUACAGUAAGUUAAUAGAUCUGGAAGAAGAAUGGAUAUUUUAA
Messenger RNA from Heterotrigona itama, 4143 nucleotides. The record is from the annotation of a GenBank genome assembly. Lineage: Eukaryota; Metazoa; Arthropoda; Insecta; Hymenoptera; Apidae.